AUGGUUGUCGGCGCUGAGGAGAGGAAGCUAUCGCUAGUGUUCCGUCGCGGAGAGGUGGUUGGAGGAAUGAUUUUCGAUCGGAUUCAAUCACGGGACGUUGGAACCAGAUAUAGAAAGCAACCAACAACAAGAGGACAAGAAGCAGGAAGUAACGGCAGUAAGCAGCCUGACGGCGGGGUUUGCGACGACGGCGGCCGCCGUCAUCACCUCUCUUCUCCUUGCGCCUCCGUGGACGUCUGUGCUGCUUCAUGGGACUUCUGUGUUGCGGACUACGCAGCCCCUCAAAGCCCUGCAGGCUACUCUUGCAAAAACCCUGCAAAUGUUACGGUAGAUGAUUUCGUAUACACUGGUCUUGAAGUUGCCGGCAAUACCUCAAAUAUUAUUAAAGCUGGACUCAAGCCACCAUUUGUUUCUCAGUUUCCUGGUCUGAAUGGACUUGGCCUUUCACUGGCUCGGGCAGACUUGGCUGUUGGUGGAGUCAUCCCACUUCACACACACCAGAGAGCUACAGAAAUCAUACUUAUUGUCGAAGGAACAGUAGUUACCGGGUUCAUUGACUCAAAUAACAAACUUUAUUUAAAAACUCUGAAGAAGGGUGACAUUAUGGUUUUGCCUUCAGGGUUGUUUCACUUCCAAGUGAAUGGAGGUGAUACUCCAGUACUUGAAUUUGCUGCCUUCAGUAGUGCAAACCCUGGUGUGCAGAUUCUGGAGAAUUCACUGUUUCAAAACGAUUUACCUACAGAAUUGAUACACAGACUACAUUCCUCGAAGCUGCUUAGAUUAAGAAAUUUGAGGGUUUUCUUGGUGGUACUAAUUGAUACACGGGAUUAUUACAUGUCUUUCUAUGAAUCCCUUGUGGAACUUUUCUGUUCUUACUGCUUGAGUUGUACUGAAGGCACAUGUAGUUGCAUCUCAUUUAAUAAAUGCCUUUACACAAGAAAGUUAGAUUAA
Messenger RNA from Rosa chinensis, 951 nucleotides. RefSeq names its product auxin-binding protein ABP19a. Gene Ontology annotation, molecular function: manganese ion binding. Lineage: Eukaryota; Viridiplantae; Streptophyta; Magnoliopsida; Rosales; Rosaceae. The transcript is spliced from 3 exons. Gene Ontology annotation, cellular component: cell wall. Bases 1 to 951 code for a protein of 316 amino acids. The record is from RefSeq and is a predicted model, not a curated record.